AUGUUCUCCCCGAUCAUCGCCCGCCGGAUCCCAGCAGCUCCUGAUUUCGGCCCCCUGCACGGCGAUAUCACCUUCGCGGAGCUAUGGGCGCUCCUGGACAUGGCCGCCUACGUGGUCUAUGACCUGGUCCUUCUACAUUAUCUGGUCGAGACCCUCGUCGGCGAGUCCCAGCCUGGUGACGCAAAGGUCGAAGAGUCAGGGGAAUAUCAGGCUGCGGUCGUGAAAAGAGACAAGACGAAUAAGCAGACGAAACAGCAGCAGAACGAACACAGGGACAAACGGCCAGGUGGGACAAACGCGUCGGGCGAGGUGACGGAGCCGAGGAAGCGAACGGUCGCCGUGGAGAACGAAGACGAUAAGGAGGACGCCAACGCUCGCGAGGCAAAACGUGAAAGUGACGACUCCGACAACGACAGGAACACUGACAACGACAAUUACAAAGACACCGACACGAAGGACACAGAUAGCGGCGACAAAGCGUCGGACGCCGAGGACAAGACGGACGGGCAGAACGAGCUCAAGAGACGGAGGUCGCCAGCAUUUAACGACUACCACCUGGAGGAGUGGCCACCACCUCGACGUGACUGGUCCCGGCGGCUACAACGGAAAGACACGGCACAGCGAGCGACACAGCGAAACACCUACGACAACGGCACCAGCACCAAGCAACAACGUCAGCGCCAGGAGGUCUCCCGUGACGACCCUGAGCCUGUUAGCUCAGCGGGUGUGUGCUACACCGGGCUCUCGCGGUCCUGA
Molecule: messenger RNA, 756 nt
Organism: Rhipicephalus sanguineus (brown dog tick)
Lineage: Eukaryota; Metazoa; Arthropoda; Arachnida; Ixodida; Ixodidae
Exons: 2
Coding region: 1-756 (251 amino acids)
Source: RefSeq, a predicted model, not a curated record